Cucumis melo (muskmelon) is the source of this 2823-nucleotide messenger RNA. RefSeq lists its product as uncharacterized. Bases 718 to 2823 code for a protein of 701 amino acids. Gene Ontology annotation, molecular function: nucleic acid binding. NCBI's taxonomy places the organism in Eukaryota, Viridiplantae, Streptophyta, Magnoliopsida, Cucurbitales, Cucurbitaceae. The transcript is spliced from 2 exons. Gene Ontology annotation, biological process: DNA integration. The record is from RefSeq and is a predicted model, not a curated record.
GUUGAUUUUUGUCCUUUGUGUUGUGUGUGUGGUGGGGGGAGGGGGUGAUUUGAGACCUUAUAUUCACAAUGAUGAAAAGAUAAAAAAGGGAGAGAGUGAAUCAAGGGUAGAGGAAACCACCAGGUCCACUUUCAAAGAAAGUUAUUAAAUGAGGGCUUUCCAAUUUAAGAUUAAUGUAACUAGAUUAUGAUUACCGAACACAUUCUUUUGAAGAGCAUGAGUAGUGUACAAAGACAUUUAAAUUUUCUGUAGAUUUCUCUUUAUUGUGAAAAUUUAUCUAGUCUCUUUCAAAAAAAAAAAAAAAAGAACACGUGUAAUCACGCUUUUACACUCCUAAUGCUGAUCUUGAUCUUCUGGAGGUCGAUAUUUUACUUUAUGUAGGAAAGAGGUUGUUAGAAUUAGUGGGCUUAGCCCAUUGAAAGUUUUGCCCCAAAUAUUCUUUUCUUUUUUAUUUCUUUGUACUUUUCUAUUUAUUCCCUCUUGUAUCUAUUGUAUUUGUUAGAAUUAGUAUUUUUGGAAAGAAUAAAAUAUAAGAUUUUAUUUCCUAAAUAUUUCCUAAAUCUUUUCCUUUCUUAUUCCUAUUGUACUCUAUUUAUUCUCCCUUUGUACCUAUUGUUUUUGUUCAUAAGAAAAAUAAUAAAAACUAAAGUAUCGUGGUUUUUCUCCCGGUUCUCGGGUUUCCACGUAAAUCUCGGGUUGUUGUUAAUUGCUUUCAAUAUGGUAUCAGAGCAAAGCAAUAACGAAACCCUAGAAAAUAACCUAGGAGAAACCCAGAUCGAAACUGAACCCGUCGUCGCCGCCGCCAUGGAGAAACUGCUCCAGAACCUACAGAAACCGCCGAUCUACCCAACGGGAGUGGUUCCGCAGCCGUACGCGCCGCCGUCUGACCAGAAGACGAUUCACGCGCCGCCGCCGUUUUACGUCACCGCCCAUCCCGUUCCCUUCUACGCGCCGUCGGAUGUCCAACCGUCAAACCCUUCCGGCCAUCCGCAUCCUCACGCGCCGUCUACGAGCUCCGGACAGCAACCCUCAACCGUAAAUCUGUCAAAUCAGUACAGUAAGCAGCAGCUGUACGUUCACUCUUUACAACAACCGCUGUUUUCUGAUAACGGAAUUGAUCAACCCCAAAACAGAUUGGACAUUGAAGCGGGCGAAUCUUCAACGCAUUCCAAACCAACCGAGUUGCCGAUGUAUUCCAAGAACCCGGUAACUUCGUUCCCUAAUUCACAGUCAAAUUAUAUAACUGGCUCUUUGGGUUCGUCUACAGGGAAUUUUUCAGGCGAAAAAUUAAAUGGUCAAAAUUAUUUUUCUUGGUCCCAAUCAAUAAAGAUGUUCCUCGAAGGUCGAUACCAGUUCGGAUUCUUAACUGGAGAGACUGUACGUCCUCCACCAGGAGACGCCUUGGAACGACUCUGGAAAGGAGAGGACUCACUUAUUCGGUCCAUGCUGAUUAAUAGUAUGGAACCACAGAUCGGCAAGCCUUUACUAUAUGCAGCCACAGCAAAAGAUUUGUGGGAUACAACUCAGACCCUUUACUCGAAACGACAGAAUGCCUCUCGGUUAUAUACACUGCGAAAACAGGUCCAUAAUUGCAAACAAGGGACCCUGGACGUAACUACCUAUUUUAACAAGCUCUUUCUCCUCUGGCAAGAGAUGGAUUUGUGCAGAGAGACAGUUUGGGACACACCAAAUGACAGUACACAAUAUGCUAAACUUGAAGAGGCUGACCGUGUUUAUGACUUCCUUGCAGGACUUAAUCCCAAAUUUGAUAAUGUUUGUGGUCGUAUACUUGGACAAAGACCUCUUCCCUCCCUAAUGGAAGUUUGUUUUGAAGUCCGCCUGGAAGAGGAUCGCACUAAUGCCAUGGGUGUAUUGACUACCCCUACCAUUGAUUCCGCUGCCUUUAGCGCUCGGUCCUUAAAUCAUGACAGUGACAAGAAUAAUGGGAAGUCAAUUCCUGUGUGUGAGCACUGCAAGAAACAAUGGCACACCAAGGAUCAGUGUUGGAAACUCCACGGUCGUCCCCCAGGAGGUAAGAAACGGUCCUCCAACGAGAAACAGAACUCAGGACGUGUCUACAUUAGUGAGACUACACCUGCUAGCACUUCUCAAUCAACGGAUCCUACUGCGAGCCAGACCAAGACUCCGACUCUGGUGCCAUUGCUCAGUCAGGACAUGAGCUCGGGGAGGACGAUUGGCACUGCCCGGCAUAGCAGGGGACUUUACAUCCUUGAUGAUGAUACCUCAUGUAGUAGUUUGUCUAGGGUUAGUUUACUGUCAUCCUACUUUAGCACUUCUGAACAAGACUGUAUGUUGUGGCAUUUUCGACUGGGCCACCCAAACUUUACAUAUAUGCAAUAUUUAUUUCCCCACCUUUUUUCUAAACUUGAUGUCUCUUCUCUAUCUUGUGAUGUGUGUAUCCGGACUAAACAACAUCGAGUCUCUUUUCCCUCGCAACCAUAUAAACCUACACAACCGUUUAACCUCAUCCAUAGUGACGUUUGGGGUCCUUCCAAGGUCACCACCUCCUCGGGAAAGCGGUGGUUUGCAACUUUCAUUGAUGACCAUACCCGUCUUACCUGCGUCUACCUUAUCACAGAUAAAUCCGAGGUUACAUCCAUUUUCCAAAACUUCUAUCAUACUAUCAAAACACAAUUUCAUACAAAAAUUGCAAUUCUUCGAAGUGAUAAUGGUCGGGAAUUCCAAAACCAUAACCUUAGUGAAUUUCUAGCCUCCAAGGGGAUUGUUCACCAAACCUCAUGUGCCUACACUCCUCAACAAAAUGGAGUGGCCGAACGAAAAAACGACACCUUGUGGAAGUAG